Diorhabda carinulata is the source of this 2012-nucleotide messenger RNA. Its product is annotated as putative leucine-rich repeat-containing protein DDB_G0290503. The transcript is spliced from 6 exons. Bases 71 to 1792 code for a protein of 573 amino acids. Lineage: Eukaryota; Metazoa; Arthropoda; Insecta; Coleoptera; Chrysomelidae. The record is from RefSeq and is a predicted model, not a curated record.
AUAAAAGUAGAUUUUAUUUAUACCAUCCCGCAGGAGAUAAGAAUUUAAAAAAGACUCUGGUACCAUUAUAAUGGAGGUUGAACAAGAAUAUCGUUUAGAAACCGAUAGUAUGGACAUUAAUUAUGAAUCUGAAAAUCCAUAUGAACAACAAAUGAUUAAUGAAAAAGCUGAACCUACAGAAACUGAAAGAGAAUUGGAGAAAACCGUGAAUUACCAAUUCUUAAAUUAUAAAGCAGCGGAACAUCUUAUUCAAAAGAAAUGCAAAGAGUUCGUCGAGGUACAGGAGAUUCAAAACAAUACUUCUCAAGUACUGAUUCAGAAGAAUAUGUGCCUCUUAGCACAAAUUAAGAAAGAACAAAAAAUUGUGGAUGAUUUAAAAUUCGAAGCAGAAAAAAUCAGUACUCAGGAAAUGCGAUCCAGAGAUGAAAUCGUAGAACAACAACGAUACGUUGAAAAUGCAGUAGAAAUUAAAGAAAAACUUGAAGAGUUUAUCUAUACGCUUUCAUCUAGAAUAGACCAUGUGAAUUCCACCUUAGAAGAAACAUUUGAAAAAGUUGCUAACCAGAAAGAGAUGUUCGAGAAAAAUAAGACAACAAUAUCAAAUAUUCAAUACCUUCAAAAAGCAUUGGAGGACGAGUCAAGUUUAAAAUGGGAUGAGGAUAAUUCUGAUAAGAAAGAAAAUUUACGUUUGAAACAAUUAAUUUUGGAACGAAAAAAUUAUUUAGAAACGGCAAAAGCGCGCUUCGAAGAAGGAAAUAAAACUCAAGAAUUAAACUCACAGCUUAAAAUCAAAAAAGAAAAAUUGGAGAAUAAAUUAAAAGAAUCUAAAUUAAAACGCACUGAAAUUCAAAAUGAAAUAGAACAAGUUACCACUGCUGGAAACUUUAUCCUCACGAACGUACAACAAGAAUGGGAAACACAUAAGCAAAGGAUAAUUUCUUUAGAAAAUGAAAUUUCACAAAAAAACAUCGAAAUUGCGGAUACUAUCAAAAGUAUGGAAAAAAUUGGGGAGAUUUUACGCGAGGAACGCUUAAAAUUCGAUGAAAUCCAAUCGAAAACCGCUGCUUUCAAUCAAAUUAUAGCGGAAAUGGAAACUAAAUUAAAUUCCACAUCUAAAGAACACGAAAUAGAAAUAGAUAACAUAAAAAAGAAAAUAGAAGAAGUUGAAUAUACCAAUACGUCAUUAAACAUGGAAAACAAUAAAAAGAUGGAGGAGUUGGAACAAUUAGUUCAAAUUUAUUCUACCAAAUUGGAAGAGAGAAACGCCUUAAUUAUUCAAAAGGAAACCGCAUGUAAAACCAAACAACUGAAUUUAGUAAAUAAUGAGUUGUUGGACGAACAAAUUAAAAUUUCUCAGGGAAAAAUACAAUCGGUUCAAGAACAAACGGCGAACAUAUCAUCAGAAGAGUCUAUAAUCGAGUUGGAGAAACAGAAUUCGUAUUUGGAAACUUGUAAAGUAUAUUUCGAUGAAAAUAAGAAAAUUCUCGAUCACAAAAAAAGCGAAGCAGUAAAAACUAUUGAUGGGCUCGUUAAAGAAAUUAACGGCAUCAAAAAUUCGAUCCAAGAAACAGAGAAAAAUCUCAAAGAACUUACCAAACCUCUAACGGGAAUUUUAAAGAAAGGUAAUCAAAAAAGGAACGCCUCUGUUCGUCCGAAGAUUGUCCAAUUUGUGAACAUUUCCUCUGAUGGAUCAAACGACGCGUGCACCAGCCAGCGACAAGCUGUAUACGACAAGAUAUCUGCAGAUUAUGCCAAACUUCAAGGAAAUAAGAACAAGAAGAAAUGUGGAUAAAUUUCGUUUAUUGAUUUUUAAAAUCUAUUUUGCUUUAUCAUAGAGUUCCAUUUCAUUUUGUCAUAGAAUUUAAUUUCUUUUUUUGCAACAAUUUCUGAAAAAGUAGUAAAACUUUUUUAUUUAUAUCUGUCUCAGAAUUCAUUUAAAAAUCUGUUCUAUUUUUUGUUAUAAAAUUUCAUUAAUGUUAAUUGUGAAAUUUCUAAGGAAGUAAUAUAAAUUG